Seminavis robusta is the source of this 774-nucleotide messenger RNA. The record is from the annotation of a GenBank genome assembly. NCBI's taxonomy places the organism in Eukaryota, Bacillariophyta, Bacillariophyceae, Naviculales, Naviculaceae.
AUGGGCAAACGAUCGGUAUCCUUUUCAGAGGAAGUGGGCAAAAUCCCCGAAGACAUUCUGGAGCCCUACCUUUGCAGCUUUUCGUUGGAUGAAGAUCCCUAUUGCCAAUCAUUGGGUGUGAGUUCCUUGACACUGCUGCGAUGUGCCAAGUUGCUGCAAGGCUUUGUCCGUGACAAUCUGUCCCAUUGGAAGUAUUUCAAUGAGGAACGGUCGAGGAUUGUGGAACAACUGGAUGACAUACAAGUCAUGAAACGGGGAGAAAUGGAACGAGUCGAAGACUUUAUCACGGAAAUGCGACGGGAAGUCGAAAUGGAACUGGCACUCGAGUUUGAUGGGGAACACGUGGAAGAAGAUCCGGAUCUGAUGAAACAGGUCGAAGAGCAAAAAAACAAAGUCAAAGAUUUGGAAGCCGAUAAUGCUCGCUUGAAACAACAAUCCGAAGAUACCAAACGGCAAAACAAAACGCUGGCCAUGGAAACAUUCCAAAUAUACGAAUCCAUUCCGCAAAAAUUGUCAGAUGUCAGAGGCUACCAAGCAGAAGAAAAACGAUUGCAAGGUAUUAGAGACAAGUACGCCCACGCCAUCCAAACUCUCCAGGGCAUGAUCAAGACUGUGAAGGCGGAUAUUGCCGACGAAAAGGAAGAUAGAGAGAAUAUCGAAAACUGUAUCAUGAUCAUCAUCAUGAACGUGGAGGAACGGACCAGCAAGAAAAAGCUAGUGGAAAAACUGUGGGACAUGAAGUUGACUUUGGAGUCUCUGGUCGAGGCGUCCUAG